AUGAUUUGCCUCCUCCUCGGCACAGAUACCGUUAGAUCGGGGGUGCGCAAUCUCCUAGUUGAGAAAAGACAGUCACCUCACUCAACGGCCUGGCGGGCGGCUGCUAGGAUCUAA
Aspergillus nidulans FGSC A4 is the source of this 114-nucleotide messenger RNA. RefSeq lists its product as uncharacterized. The record is from RefSeq and is a predicted model, not a curated record. Lineage: Eukaryota; Fungi; Ascomycota; Eurotiomycetes; Eurotiales; Aspergillaceae. The transcript is spliced from 2 exons. The coding region runs from base 1 to 114 and encodes 37 amino acids.